AACCUUUUUAAAAAAUUAGAAAGGAGCGAGAAGAAAAUUCUCAAAAACCCCCUGCUCUUUUCGCAGUUCUCUCUCCCUCCCUCCCUCCCUCUGGACUUUAACCAGAACGAUCCGUCUCUGAUUUCCAUUUUCGAUCAAUCGAUCAGGCGGAGAGGACAGCGAUAAUCAGAGUUCAAUCAUGUCGCUCUCUGAUUCUGAUACAUCUUCUCAGGGCGGCGACUACAAGAAUUUCAGACAAAUCACUCGCGAACGAUUAUUGCAUGAAAUGCUCCGAUCGGCGAAAGUUAAGGAUUCAAAAUCAACUUGGAAGGUACUCAUUAUGGACAAAGUUACCGUUAAAAUAAUGUCUUGCUCGUGCAAGAUGGCAGAUAUUACUGAGGAAGGAGUCUCAUUGGUGGAAGAUAUAUACAGGCGAAGGCAGCCAUUGCCUACCAUGGAUGCUAUAUACUUCAUCCAGCCAUCCAAAGAGAAUGUGAUCAUAUUCUUGUCUGACAUGUCUGGCAGGGCACCUUUAUACAGGAAAGCAUUUGUUUACUUCAGUUCACCUAUUUCAAAAGAAUUGGUUAAUCAUAUCAAGAAGGACACAAUUGUGUUGCCUCGUAUAGUUGCAUUGAAAGAGUUUAAUUUGGAGUACUUUGCAGUAGACAGCCAGGGAUUUAUCACAGAUAAUGAGAGGUCUCUAGAGGAACUCUUUGGAGAUGAGGAGAAUUGUCGAAAAGGCGAUGCAUGUUUAAAUGUGAUGGCCACCCGUAUUGCCACAGUUUUUGCUUCAUUGCGGGAACUGCCUUUUGUGCGCUACCGUGCUGCCAAGUCUCUUGAUACCCACACAAUGACAACAUUUCGUGAUUUAGUUCCUACGAAGCUUGCCGCUGGAAUAUGGAAUUGUCUUCUGAAAUAUAAAACUGGCAUCCCUAACUUUCCUCAGACUGAAACGUGCGAAUUACUAAUAGUGGACAGAUCAGUAGAUCAGAUUGCUCCUGUCAUACAUGAAUGGACAUAUGAUGCCAUGUGCCAUGAUUUACUGAAUAUGGAGGGAAAUAAAUACGUGCAUGAAGUACCUAGUAAACCGGGUGGUCCACCUGAGAAAAAAGAGGUCCUUUUGGAGGAUCAUGAUCCUAUCUGGCUUGAGCUUCGACAUGCGCAUAUAGCAGAUGCUAGUGAACGGUUGCAUAAGAAGAUGACAAACUUCGUAUCAAAGAAUAAAGCAGCACAAAUCCACCAUGGUUCAAGGGAUGGUGGUGAACUAUCUACACGAGAUUUGCAAAAGAUGGUUCAAGCUUUGCCACAAUACAGCGAACAAAUUGACAAGCUUUCCCUCCAUGUAGAGAUUGCAGGAAAAAUAAAUAAAAUUAUCAGGGAGCUGGGUCUUCGAGAACUUGGGCAACUAGAACAGGACCUUGUCUUUGGAGAUGCAGGAACCAAGGAAAUAAUCAAUUUUCUAAGAACGAAACUGGAUGUAACCCGUGAAAAUAAGUUGCGACUGCUGAUGAUUUAUGCAUCCAUUUAUCCUGAGAAGUUUGAGGGUGAGAAAGGGUCAAAGUUGAUGCAAUUAGCAGGAUUAAUGCCAGAUGAUAUGAAUGCUGUCAAUAAUAUGAGGUUGCUUGAGGGAGCAUCUGAUUCCAAAAAAAGCUCAAGCGGAGCUUUCUCUCUAAAGUUUGAUGUACAUAAGUCUCAGAGGAAGCAUGCAGCUAGAAAGGAUCGCUCUGGUGAACAAGAGACAUGGCAACUGUCUCGUUUUUACCCUUUGAUAGAGGAACUCAUUGAAAAACUUAGCAAAGGUGAACUACAAAAGAAUGAAUAUCCAUGCAUGAAUGAUCCAAGUCCAACUUACCAUGGGACCUCCCAGACUGCCUUGAUUACAAGUCAACCUCCUGCUCAUUCAAUGAGAUCAAGACGAACACCAACAUGGGCUCGGCCUCGUAACUCUGAUGAUGGAUAUUCAAGUGAUUCAAUACUGAGACAUGCAACUAGUGAUUUCAAGAAGAUGGGCCAACGUAUUUUUGUAUUUAUUGUUGGUGGAGCUACUCGGUCAGAGCUACGUGUUUGCCACAAGCUUACAGAAAAGCUGAACAGGGAAGUUGUCUUGGGCUCAACUAGCCUUGAUGAUCCUCCGCAAUUUAUUACGAAACUGAAGCUGCUUAGGGCACACGAACUGUCAUUGGAUGAUCUGCAGAUUUGAAUAUGCGUGGCUUAGGAAGCUGGAAAUGCACCGUUCUCUGGUUUGCCUUUCCAUUUGUAACCAUAGUUCCAUUUUAUUUUUCAUUGUAUCCAAUUUUUUAACAUCUGAUGUAAAAAAUCUGCCAUGGGUAUUUUAAGCUGAACCGUAGCUUCGCUAAGUUUGAUUGAUAGAAGACAAUUGGGUCUUUAGAAGUUUGAUCUCUGGCACCCUCCCAGUUAGCGUCCUCCCCACAUUCCUGCGUCUGGGAUUUGUAUCAUAAUUGUUAUAUCAGACCACUGACCCAUUCAUGUGUUAAUAAUAUUGUUUUUAAUCCA
Molecule: messenger RNA, 2493 nt
Organism: Malania oleifera
Lineage: Eukaryota; Viridiplantae; Streptophyta; Magnoliopsida; Santalales; Ximeniaceae
Product: SNARE-interacting protein KEULE
Exons: 21
Coding region: 179-2179 (666 amino acids)
Biological process (GO): vesicle-mediated transport; intracellular protein transport
Cellular component (GO): secretory granule; plasma membrane
Molecular function (GO): syntaxin binding
Source: RefSeq, a predicted model, not a curated record